AUGUUAUGGGAAUUUUCGGCAAUUAUCCGAUGGAUUGAUAGGAAAACUGUUAAAAAAUAUACAAAACUAACUAAAGAUUUAAUUCAAUUAUUGGUCGAUAAAUAUUUAGCACAUUUUAAUGAUUACGAUUCCGGCAUUGAACGUGACUUUUGCGACGCUCUAAUAGCCGCCAAAAACGAUGCCAUACGUGAGGCUAAAGAUUCGGCAACGUAUCUGACCGAUGAUAAUAUUGUUAUGGCUGUAUUUGACUUGUUUUAUGCCGGUACCGAUACAUCGUUGACCACAUUUCUAUGGUCACUGAUGUUAUUAGCCUAUUAUCCGGACGUUCAGCAAAAGUUACGCAAAGAAAUUGAGUCCUUAAUUGGCGACCGAAUUCCAACGCAUGACGAUAGACAACGAUGUCAUUAUGUGAUGGCAUUUAUGUCCGAAACGUUGAGAUACAAAAAUGUCGGACCAAUGGGUGUCUUUCAUAAGACAAUGACUACCAGUAAAAUUGGCGACUAUACUAUACCUAAAGGUAUGGCAGUGUUUGUAUAUCAAGGAUUUAUUUUAUUAGACGACAAAAAUUUUGAAAAUCCCGACACUUUCAAACCCGAACGUUUCAUCGACAGUGACGGCCAUUAUAUGACAACCCGUUCCCCAGCAUUCAUACCGUUCGGUGUCGGACGUCGUUCAUGUGUUGGCGAAAAGUUGGCAAUCGCUGACUUUUUUCUGGUUUUGGUCCGAUUUCUACAAUUAACACAAAACUAUGACAUUGUUUUGGACAGUCAUCACGACUAG
Oppia nitens is the source of this 780-nucleotide messenger RNA. Its product is annotated as steroid 17-alpha-hydroxylase/17,20 lyase-like. The coding region runs from base 1 to 780 and encodes 259 amino acids. The transcript has 3 exons. Gene Ontology annotation, molecular function: monooxygenase activity; oxidoreductase activity, acting on paired donors, with incorporation or reduction of molecular oxygen; heme binding. The record is from RefSeq and is a predicted model, not a curated record. NCBI's taxonomy places the organism in Eukaryota, Metazoa, Arthropoda, Arachnida, Sarcoptiformes, Oppiidae.